UGCCGAUCAGCGCCAACGUGUUAGGCUGCACGAGCAUUUUGUCGCUGUUAUUGAUAAAAAAGAUUCCCGGCUAAAUAUAAGUAAGAGGUAAGCUCUUCCGCGUUUUACUUGAAAUCAUGGAGGGAACAGUGAGAGAGGAGGCUGUUAUGUUACGUGUUUAAUCACAUUCAUCGUCGAUUUGAUUAUGUUAUGAGAUUUUUACUUUUUUUUUUUUUCGAUUGCUAGAUGAAGAGAAAUGAACAUAUGAUUUAAAUUUCGAAACUUCGUUUAGAUUGACAGGACUUUUUGUGAUUUCUCCAACUCCAGCGUCAGAAAAAUAGCAAGAGAACCGAUUUUUUUUACCAAACAGAUCUUUACACUCGGGUAUGUUGACCAAGUCGGCCAACUCGUGUUUAACUCGUCUUCUUAAAGAAAUUUAUCUUUAUUUGGGUUUCAAAAAUCACUUUUUGUGUUAUGUUGUAAGUGUCAAAUCUUUUUGUGAGUUUUUAAAAAACGUUUGCCGCUGAACUACUGGUAAUAAAAAGCCUCCUUCGUGGGUAUAUUUUGGAGCAACAUUUUAAUUAAUGCAAGGAAACAUCUUGAGGUCGCUACGAUAAAAUCGUGACUUCUUGAGGUCACAACUUCUUGCGGUCACGACUUCACGAAAUUUUGCUGCGUGACAUAUCUUCCGGUUUGGUACCUGAGGAGCUUUGAUUUGGAAAUUACCGAUAACAAAAAUAUCAACUACAGUGAAUUGCAGCGUGUAAAAACCAUUUUGACAUAUCAAAAAUGAACGAAUAAAUAGAAGAGAAAUUUUGCAAAUUGAGUUUCUAGUAGUCCGGAGUCAACUUGAAAAUUUUCCUUGACUUUGUCCUGUGAUUGGUCUUGAAAAGUCACAAUACCGUUUCGACAAAUCAGAUACAAAACAUAUAAAACCCAGCCAUUACUCGGUAAUUCCCGUUUUCUCUUGCUUCAGGUCGUGCAUAUUAGUUAACUCUGGGUUCUCACUAGCUCCUUGUCGUAUUUUGUUCAGUCUGGCGGUUUUUAUUUCUUUAGCCUCGCUGUUGCGCUUGAACUAGGACCGUUCUUAUGCAGCCGAUGUAACCUUAUAAUUUAAAUGCUGCUUUGUUUAAUUCUAACAACAAUGCAAACCUUUGUUAUUAUAAAUUUUUCAGAAAAGUUAUCAGAGCUCUACCAGUUAUGAGUACCACAGACGGCAUAAAGCUUCUGAUCUGUGGCAGUGGUAAUGGUGCGCAUGCCUUCGCUGGCAUCGCCUCGUCACAUCCGGGAACUGAAGUCAGGGUGCUCAGUUUGUAUCAAGACGAGGCUGAGCGUUGGAGCAAAAUCAUGCAAACCGCUGACCUAGAGAUCACAUGCAACCGCCGUGACCAAGAACCGAGCAUCAUCAGAUCCAAGCCAGCUUUGAUAACUAAAAACCCUGAGAAAGCCGUGCGUGGUGUUGACAUCAUAGCCUUCGUGCUGCCAGCAUUUGCCCAUCAGGUGUUUCUGGAAGCUCUUAAGCCGUAUAUUGAACCGGGUGUGAUAAUUGUUGGUCUGCCAGGGGCCUCGGGACUAGAAUUCCAAGUUCGCGGCAUACUGGGAGAUAAAGCAAACAGUUGUACGGUGAUGAACUUCGAAUCCUUGCCUUGGGCUUGUCGUCUGAGUGAAUUCGGCAGGAAAUGCGAAGUCCUGGGAACCAAGGAGACCCUGGUUGGCGCAAUGCAGGUAGGAACAUGGUGCAAUCUAAUUUUGUGUGUGGCAUGUACUUUAGCCGAGUUCUGCAGUUAUGUUGAAUUGGAGAGUAUUUUUUCUGCUGGAUCAAAACAAGAAUUAUAUGAAAUGCUUGUGAAAUGCAGUUUAAGGGAAUUCGGCUGCUCGCCUCUACCGUAAAUUUAACGCGGCUUUGUAUUUACUCUUAUUAUUUAGGUCGGAUCCGAUGCACCACCUAAGAAGGAGCCAGUUACGUCUUUACAGUACCUUCUUGGUGGGGUUCCUCGCUUGACUGUCUCUGGGCACCUUAUCGGUGUUUCUCUUAUGAACCCUAAUGCGUGCUCGCACCCGGCCAUCAUGUAUGGUCAAUGGGUGGGGUGGGACGGGACUCCAUUGGACCAACCACCCAUGUUUUAUACCGGAGUCACUGAAGAGACAGGCGAGCUUCUUACCAAAAUGUCGGACGAGGUAGUUCACUUGGGAAAAGUAAUCGCGGAAAAGUCUGGAGCCGAUAUGUCUCAGGUAGAUGUGAUUCUAGUUUUAGCACUCUUUUCAAGUUCUAUUUUUUUACACUUCACCGUAACAGAGAGUCGAACUAACAGCUGGAUCGGUUAUUAAAUAACUAUAAAAGCUAAGUUUUUUCGUUUGUCUCGCGAUGUAGUCACGUGUGAUGUAGAUCGCGAAGUUUCGACUGCAUACUGCUAGUCUUCUUCAAGCGAUGAGGUCCACUGAUCAUGCGUGAUCUUAUAAAGCCUGAUGCUCUGCUGUGAUUAGUUGUUUUUCAACAGCUCUGAUUGGUGCAUUUCGAUCCUUGCUGUUUCACUCAGUGAUUUUCUCCCUCGGCGGUCCGCUGUCGCAUGGCUUUCCUGUUGUUGUGUUUUUUGAUCGUGGGUAUCCACGCUUCUGGAAUUUCUAUUCCACUAUCCCUGUUGAUGUUGUUAGGGUGAAGUCUUAUAUGAAAUGCCUCUUUGACCCUGCGCGUGUAGUAAUGAGGGUCACGAUCGAUAAACUUCGUUCCAGAGUGGCUUAUGUCCGGUGUUGUGGGCAUGCUCUGAAACGGCGGAGGUCUCGGUACGGGCGAGUCGGAUGUCUCGAUCGUGCUCCUUAAUUCUGUCUUGCAUAGGUCUUCCAGUCUCUCCGAUGUACACCUUGCCGCAUUCACAGCUGAAUGCAUAACUAUUCAUAACACUUCACCACAGUGGAGGUGGCUAUUGGUUGAUAUUUACCAAGCCGUGAAGUGGCAAGGUAGAUAUCCACCGAUAGCCACCGACACUGUGGUGAACAGCUGUUUCAGUAUAUACUUAAACAGUGGUAUAAUAUAACACAACAUGAGGAUUUAAACUAAAAGACAUAUCUCUGCUACGAUUCCAAUAUUUUUGAGCGCAGAUCUCGCGCGAUUUGCUAGGAGACGAAUGGCAAAGGAGAUCUGGAAGAUUGUUGGAAUUUUGACGCUUUCCACCGUUUCGUAUUGGUACAUACUAAUUUCAGAUAUACUGAGAUCCCCAAGUUCCAAACACGAGAGUCAUUGAAAAAUAAUUUGGAGGAGGGCUCUGAGUUUGAUUGUCUCUUAGCUGCAGAACAAGUAAUUAUGCAAAUUUUGUGAAUGACGAGUACCACGUCUGGGAGGAGAAAUUUGAUUCAUGAGUCGUUACAGAAUUUUAGUGUGAUUUUCAUAAGCUUUCCCUGUGGAUUGGAAAUAAGCUUGUUACAUUUAUCAAACAUAAUCUGAUUACUAAUGCGAUAACGUAAAUUAGAGUUUUAAUUUGACAGCGUCUGACAUUUGGGUUGAAUAUCCGAUACCCGCUCACCAAAUCUACCGCAGACAGACAAUAUGUCUGGACCCUAGUUUGAAAAAAUUUUUUAGUUCGAAUUCUGUCAUUUUAGUGUGAUUACCUCUUACGCAUCGUUUCAAUUUGCCCGUUCAAGGCGUUUUGUCGGUAAACUGGGCGCAGUAGUCGUGCAGAGCGGAAAAACAGGGAAGCUUGAGUAGGGUUUUGACUAUUUCUUUUUCACAAACCUUCUGUAUUGUCCGCUUUAUUAUUGCGUCACAGUUACUAUAUGAACGUCAGGAUCACACCUUGUUUCACUAGGUAUGAUUGAUGUAACUCCACUGGCUUUAACAUUGAAAAUGUCCCUGCCGAAGGACAAAAAAAAACCAGCUUUACACUCUAGAAUGAAAAUGGAAGUGGGGGAGGGGUGGAAGGGGGGAGUGUGUGAGAGAGACAGUCUGUGAAGGAUGGUUGGACGGUACAUUCAUCCUAACAGUAUUAAGCAGAGAGGAAUCUAUGAGCUAAUCCUCAUCUCAUCUUGGAUGCAAGAUUAAUGAUUUCUUACCAGACUGUAUUAUUUGUAGGGUAAUUCAGUAUCAUCAACUGAGUUGAUAACUGUAAAGAGUUUAAAAGCUGACAUUUCGAGCGUUAGCCCUUCGUCAUUAUUUGCUCUGACGAAGGGCUAACGCUCGAAACGUCUGCUUUUAAAAUCUUUACGUUGGCCAAUUUACGUUAUCAACUUAGUUGAUAAUACUAAAUUACCCUGUCAUAAUCUCUCACCGACGCAGCACCACAGUUUCUUUAGAAACUUACCCCUUUAUAUAUCAUUUGUACUUGAUUUCUCUCAGGUCGUUCCCAUGUUAGAAUGGGAUUUACGCUGUUAUCCUGAGGAUAUAGCUGAUAAAACAAACCAGUACACCGCUCUGCGAACAAACGCCGCUUACCAGGGCCUGAAACAUCCCGUGAAAGAGACUGGACACGGAAAAUUCGUGCCAGACUUUCAUCACCGCUAUCUGACAGAGGAUAUCCCAUACGGGCUCUCUGUCAUACGGGGUAUAGCGGAUAUCGCAGGAGUGAAGACGCCAUACAUCGAUAAAGUGCUUCUCUGGGCUCAGGGAAAGGUCGGGAAAAAUUACAUUGAAGAUGGCCAGCUUAAAGGGAAUGAUGUCGCUUCCACCAGAGCCCCACAAAGAUACGGCCUCUUAACACUAAAAGACGUUCUGGGUUGAUGACAUAGCUGUUGCUUAUGGGGCACAGAACUAGUUUUUGGUUAUUCCGCUGCUUCAACACCGCAAACGCUCUUUUAAACCCCUCUAAUACUAAAGCCACUGUUUAGAACUUCAAGUUUUUUAUAGGCCCCUCUGUUAACUAGCGUCACAGUACAUGUAAUUUAAAGCCUGAAAUACUUUCCGUUUUGUGUCCGUUUUGUGUAUCGUAGGGUUCUAGCGAGAGAAAUGUAUAUUGUUUACAGUGUUCAUUAAUUCUGGACGACGAAUGAGGAGAAAACUGUUGGCUCGCAUAUUGGAUUGCAAUAAGUUAGCGACAAGGGCCUCCCCCCUUCUCUAUUAAGGUCUCCAUUUAAGGGAACUGGAAUGAAAGAAGUCACGGGGGGGGGGGCGUACUUGUACUGAAAGCGACUUUCCUAAAGCAUUUGUAGUAUUGUGCAUAUACCUUGCAAAGGAGAAAGGUCAGUCUCAAGUCGGCAAGGAAACUGGCCGGUUUACAAAAGUUUAUUUGAGAUAAGUUGUUGGAAGCAGCGUCAAUUUUCUGUUUGAUGAUUUUUAAAAAAGGUGUAGCAUGUUAAAUGUUGUUGUGUCUAAAGAUUCCCAGAAACCUUGGUAUUAAAGACAUAACUUCAGUCUCGU
Pocillopora meandrina is the source of this 5323-nucleotide messenger RNA. Lineage: Eukaryota; Metazoa; Cnidaria; Anthozoa; Scleractinia; Pocilloporidae. The record is from the annotation of a GenBank genome assembly.